UGUCAGGAUUUCGGUGUUCGGCUAUGCUCGAAAUAUAAUUACUUUCUUAUUUACCCGUAAACCUACCGUGAUAUUAAAUAUGUUUCGAAAAACGCGAGUUCUACUUAUGUUUAGCGGGUUGCUUAUCAACAUCUGUGUUUGUGUCGGACACGUAAGUGAUAGUCCACUAGCGCCAACUUCACCAGAUCUACUUUAUAUAAAGGCUCUAGGGCAGACUGGAAUCUUAACGAAAAUACCAAAUAUAACAAGUGAGUUUAGCUCUAGAAUAUUCAAUUCUUUCCGCGUACUGCCGUCGCUAAAACAAAUAGCAACUCGGUCGACAACGAGGCGCCAAAGCCCCAAAAAUAUUGCGUAUUUCUCUGAGCUUUCAAAUCGAAGACGAGUGCCGCGAAAGGCUUCUGCCGACAUGCUCAGUCGCAAUAUCUCAAUGAUUUUGGAGAACCUACUGAAGCGCUACGAACAGUCGCAACUACCCACUCACGGACAAGGAGUGCCGACCGUGGUGCAGACCAACAUUCUGAUUCGCAGCAUGGGACCUGUUUCGGAGCUGGACAUGGACUACUCGAUGGACUGCUACUUCAGACAGUAUUGGCGGGACAAACGUCUGAGCUUCAAGGGGCCCAUCAAGAGCCUGUCCCUCAGCAUUAAAAUGCUUGACAAGAUUUGGCGCCCAGACACCUAUUUCUACAACGGCAAGCACUCACAAAUUCACAUGAUAACCGUCCCCAACAAACUGCUUAGACUUGACCAAAACGGAGGGAUUCUUUAUUCGAUGCGACUAACAAUCAAGGCUACGUGUCCCAUGGAGCUGCAAAACUUUCCAAUGGACAGACAAUCAUGCCCCCUUGUAAUUGGAAGUUAUGGAUAUAUCAACCAGCAGCUAAUCUACGAAUGGAAAAAUCAAGAUGAUGCCGUCUCCUUCGUGCCCGGGAUGACUUUAAAUCAAUUUGAUCUCAUCAGCAUGAUGCAUCGCAAUUUUACUACGGUGCGUCGUGAAGGCGACUUUUCAGUCUUGCAUGUGGCAUUUAAUCUCAAACGUCACACUGGAUAUUUCCUGAUUCAAGUGUACGUGCCCUGCAUACUGAUCGUGGUAUUGUCCUGGGUCUCGUUUUGGAUACAUCGCGAGGCCACGAGUGACAGGGUCAGUCUUUGUGUGACGUCGGUACUUACCCUAUCUACCAUUAGUCUGGACUCUCGAACAGACCUGCCAAAAGUGAAAUAUGCCACGGCCCUAGAUUGGUUUCUGUUGAUGAGCUUUCUCUAUUGCAUUGCCACACUGUUGGAAUUCGCAGGAGUCCACUACUUUACCAAGCUGGGCAGCGGGGAGAGUCCCCAAAUGGAGGAGCAGUGGGAGGACAUCUGUAUUGCCAACGAGCUAUCGGAUCACGCCGCCGAGGAUGCUGACCAAUUUGCAGACGAGGAGGACACAAGUGAUGGCACCGAAAAUGACGAGAACGAGGGGGGUGUUAGUGAAUCGAUUGACUCUAAAAAUGGUGUCUGCGUUUGCAAAAAACGCGAUGCCUUGGGCCUAGAAUACGAUGGUUUUCUGAGUCGCGAAGCUAUAUUUUGUCCAACAUAUAAUAACCCAUCGUAUAUCCUGCCGGCCACCAUGGAGAGCACCACUCAAACGGAGCCUCCGGCUGUUUCCCGGCUGCACCAGAUGUGGAUGUGCCUGAAGAGCGACAAUAGUUUCCGGAAACAAAGAGAACGCAACGCAGCGGCGCAAAAAAGCGAACAAGGGGGCGCCAACUGUUAUGUGAACAGUGUGUCCUUAAUAGAUCGUGUUGCCCGAGUUGCCUUCCCCAUGUCCUUUGCAUUCCUCAACCUUUUGUACUGGCUGACUUAUGGAAUGUAUAAAAAAGAGUUCUCAUGGUCUAACAUGAAGGCAUAA
This is a messenger RNA of Drosophila rhopaloa, 1891 nucleotides long. Its product is annotated as gamma-aminobutyric acid receptor subunit alpha-2. Gene Ontology annotation, molecular function: neurotransmitter receptor activity; extracellular ligand-gated monoatomic ion channel activity; GABA-A receptor activity. The transcript has 6 exons. Lineage: Eukaryota; Metazoa; Arthropoda; Insecta; Diptera; Drosophilidae. The coding region runs from base 80 to 1891 and encodes 603 amino acids. Gene Ontology annotation, cellular component: neuron projection; synapse; membrane. The record is from RefSeq and is a predicted model, not a curated record. Gene Ontology annotation, biological process: nervous system process; signal transduction; chemical synaptic transmission.